AUGGCGCCACACAGUGUUCGAUGGGGUAUCAUGGUGUUCACCAAGGACCUUCUCAUUGACCCCAAUGUCCGCGAUGCCUCAGACGUAGCCCACCAAAUUGUGGCUGUCGCCUCAUCCUCUUCAAAAGAUAAAGCCGAACAAUUCAUCCAAGCUCGAGGCAUCACAACUCCCUGCUCUGCAUAUGGCGACUACGAGGCUCUCGUAGCUGACCCCAAUGUCGAUGUCAUCUACGUCGCGACCCCGCACUCCCACCACUACCAGAACGCCAGAUUGGCCCUGGAAGCUGGCAAGCAUGUUCUUUGCGAGAAGGCGUUCACUGUCAAUGCUGCCCAAACUAAGAUUCUAGUUGACAUCGCCCGGAAGAAGAACCUCUUCCUAAUGGAGGCUGUCUGGACUCGCUACUUCCCGCUCAGUAUUCAGAUCCGCGAGCUUAUCCAAAAGGGCGAGAUCGGUGAGGUGGUCCGUGUUGUUGCUGAUACGAGCUUUGGGGAUGACGUUGAGACUAAAUGGGGCACUACUCACCGUAUGGUGAACCCUGAUUUAGCGGGUGGUUGUCUUUUGGACUUGGGUAUCUACUCCUUGACCUGGGUCUUCCAGACUCUAUAUCACACCCUGCCUCGGGACCAAAGAAAGCCACCCACUGUUUCCUCGCAGAUGACUCCCUACCAUCUGACCGGUGUGGAUGAGUCCACUACCAUGCUCCUGAAUUUCCCUACAAGCACUCCCUCCAACAGCUCGGAGACUCACCAGUCGCACGGUAUCGCCUUGACCAACAUCCGUGUCUCUGCUGAUCCGGAUGAGAAGGGCUCUGCUGGUCCUUCUAUCCGUAUCCAGGGUACCAAGGGUGAAAUCCAAGUGCGUGGUCCACCUUUCCGCCCACAAGGUUACCGUGUUGUUCCCAAGAAGGGCGAAGGCGAGGUUCGUGAUGUUGAAUGCCCCUUCCCUGGUAAUGGUCUCGGUAUGUACUGGGAAGCUGACGAGGUUGCUCGCUGCCUCCGGGACGGUAAGCUCGAGAGUGAGGGCUUGCCGUGGGAGGAGAGCAUCGUUAUUAUGGAGGUGAUGGAUGAAGUUCGGAAGCAGGGUGGUUUGACUUAUCCUCAGAAGAUUGAGUCAACUGAAUACCCCUUGCAAUUGUAG
Molecule: messenger RNA, 1137 nt
Organism: Penicillium soppii
Lineage: Eukaryota; Fungi; Ascomycota; Eurotiomycetes; Eurotiales; Aspergillaceae
Product: Gfo/Idh/MocA family protein
Exons: 3
Coding region: 1-1137 (378 amino acids)
Molecular function (GO): nucleotide binding
Source: RefSeq, a predicted model, not a curated record